This is a messenger RNA of Salvia miltiorrhiza (redroot sage), 1376 nucleotides long. Its product is annotated as pectin acetylesterase 8-like. Gene Ontology annotation, molecular function: pectin acetylesterase activity. The transcript has 12 exons. The record is from RefSeq and is a predicted model, not a curated record. Gene Ontology annotation, biological process: cell wall organization. NCBI's taxonomy places the organism in Eukaryota, Viridiplantae, Streptophyta, Magnoliopsida, Lamiales, Lamiaceae. Gene Ontology annotation, cellular component: plant-type cell wall. The coding region runs from base 61 to 1266 and encodes 401 amino acids.
UCAAACAACUCUCUCUCUCUCACUCUCACUCUCACUCGACUCUCUCUCUGAGCUAUUGUGAUGGCGACGAUGUGGAUGAUUGUGUGUGCGACAAUUUUGGUGAUCGUCGGAGGCGCCAUGGGGGUGCAGCCGGCAUGCGACAAGGUCCGCUUCACCCCACUGCCCGACGCUGUUCAAAAAGGAACAGUCUGCAUUGAUGGCUCACCAGACGGAUACUAUCUGGUGCCGGGCUCAGGAGACGGAGCCCGAAAUUGGCUCAUAUAUAUCAAUGGAGGCGGGUGGUGCGAAAGCAUUCCCGCCUGUCGAGGCAAUUUUCAAAAAUAUUACGGGAAUAGCAGAAUAAGCUGGAGUAACAUUCCAAAUUCGAAUGGCACUAUCAGCAAAACCGAAGAUUUCACCGGCAUUCUAAGCGAAAACGAAGCCAUAAAUCCGGAUUUCUACAACUGGAACCGGAUUUACGUGACCUACUGUGACCAGGCAUCGUUCCUCGGAGACACUGUAGUUGAUGAUGGUCAAGGACCAAUAGUUCAAUUCAGAGGGUCGAGGAAUUUCGAUGCUCUGGUGGAGGAACUUUUGGCUAAGGGAAUUGGUGCCGGAGAGAAUGUUAUUCUUUCCGGUAGAUCGGCCGGAGGCCUAGCAACUAUACUACAUUGCGAUGGCUUCCGAGCACGUCUCCCUAACGUCGGCAGGGUGAAAUGCCUUUCCGAUGCCGGAUUUUUCAUCCGAGCUGAAAAUGUCGCGAAUGCCGACUAUAGGGACCAGUUUUUUGCCUCGACCAUCCAGCUCCACAAUAUAUCUAGCUUAUUGCCUGAGAAAUGCAGAAAAACAAGAGAUCCGAGUUUGUGUCUAUAUCCCGAAUAUCUAGUCGGGGACAUUCAAACUCCACUAUUUCUACUAAAUAGUGCAUUUGAUUACUUCCAGGUUGUAAGCAGAGUGGUGCCUCCAUCUACUCCUGAGGGGGUAAGAUGGCAAUCAUGUGUGACGAAAAACAUUAGUUGUACAACUGCUGAUAUACAACUAUUGAAUGAUUUUGGGGGUGCAUUUUUCCAAACUAUUAAUAAUCUCCCCUAUAAUCCUUCAAGAGGCAUGUUUAUAGACGCAUGCUUCGCACACUCAGUGGCAUAUCGUGAGCAGUAUUGGUCACCAAAUUCCACAGUCAAAUUGGAAAAUUUGACCAUAUUGGAGGCCUUUGGAGAUUGGUAUUUCGAUAGGAAUUCGAUUACCUUGAUCACCCCCUCUGCUUCUCGAGAGUUUUGUACUACUUGAUAUAUAUAUAUAUAUAUAUAUAUAUAUAUAUAUAUAUAUAUAUAUAUAUAUAUUAAGAAUUUUAAUAUGAAAUUAAUUGCAACUUUUAUUAGUGUUUUGGGCAUCAAAUA